GUUAACAUGGCGGCGCCCAUGUAACUCAGUCCGUACCGCCAAGGCUUCGGCGCCGAGGCGCGGGCCCUGCGGGGAUUAGAAAUCACCAUGCUGAGAGCAGCUUGGAGGGCGCUGGGUUCUGUUCGGACCCCUGCACGGGCCCAAGCCCCAGUUCUUGGGCUGCCGGCUGGGGGCUACACUAGGGUCCCCUCUGACCGACCGGGCCUUCCCUCAGCUCCUCGAGGUCUUAUCCUGCACGCCACCCGUGAAUAUGCCAUCCAAAAACAAGUCCAACCCAGCCGAGAAGAUGAUCCACCCCCGUCCACGCUGCUCAAAGACUACCAGAACAUCCCUGGAAUUGAGAAGGUGGAUGAUGUUGUGAAAAGACUCUUGUCUUUGGAAAUGGCCAACAAGAAGGAGAAGCUAAAAAUUAAGCAGGAGCAGUUGAUGAACAAGAUCGCAGCAAACCCUGAGGACACCAAAUCCCUGGAGGCUCAAAUUAUUGCCUUGACUGUCAAGAUCCACAGUUAUGAAGAACAUAUGCAGAAACAUCGAAAGGACAAAGCCCACAAGCGCUUUCUACUGAUGAGCCUUGACCAGAGGAAAAGGAUGCUCAAAAAUCUCCGCAAGACCAACUAUGAUGUCUUUGAGAAGACGUGCAAGGAGCUAGGGAUCGAGUACACCUUUCCCCCUCCUUACAACCGAAAAGCCCACCGCCGCUUGGUGGCCAAGAAGGCUCUGUGCCUUCAGGUUUUCCAGGAGACUCAGAAACUGAAGAAGCAAAGAAGGGCCUUGAAAGCUGCUGCAGCAGCACAGAAGCAGGAUCAGAGGGGCCCAAGGAGCCCCUCCAAAGUUGAACCAGAGACAAUCAGCAAUAACCAAUAAUUACUGUUAAAGUUUGAUUCUUUUGCCCUAAAGAAUAACAGAAGUUGGGCGUUUGUGGCCUGAGAAAUUCCUUCAU
Messenger RNA from Condylura cristata (star-nosed mole), 940 nucleotides. It is a transcript of the gene MRPS15, whose product is annotated as mitochondrial ribosomal protein S15. Lineage: Eukaryota; Metazoa; Chordata; Mammalia; Eulipotyphla; Talpidae. The transcript has 8 exons. Gene Ontology annotation, biological process: translation. The record is from RefSeq and is a predicted model, not a curated record. Gene Ontology annotation, cellular component: ribosome. Gene Ontology annotation, molecular function: structural constituent of ribosome. Bases 88 to 864 code for a protein of 258 amino acids.